AAAAAAAAAAAACACCCUUAAGAGAAAAGCGAAGGGCGAUAAAGGACACUGACAUUGUCGGCAAACAAAAGUUUAAAAUAACGUUAAAAACUAAUUAACUUUUAGUACACAAAUUUAAAGAUAAUGAACAAAAACACGAUCAUAAAACUGACAUAAGUUAUAUUUUUAUAUACAGUUUUUAGUGUUUUUUAAUUAAAGCACUGGCUAAAGUCGAUAAUAAAGUCUAAAAAUAAAAUGUUUAAAAGUAAAAACGAAUGUAAUGUUGUGUACAAGUGCACUGUUCGCCUGCUUGAUGAUUCGGAUGUCUUAGAAUGCGAAUUCCAGCCAUUCCACAAAGGCAUUUACCUAGUCGACCAUAUAUGUAGGCAAUUAGAUAUUAAGGAAAAGGACUAUUUUGGUUUACGCUAUGUAGAUACGGGAAAACAAAGGCACUGGCUUGACCUAGCCAAAUCCAUAUUAAAGCAAUGCAAAGAUAUAGAUCCUGUACUAUUUUCGUUACGUGUUAAAUUUUAUCCAGCGGAUCCAUUUCGCCUCACCGGCAAUGGACGCAUCAUGCUCUUCCAGCAGCUGAAGAGAGAUCUUCGUCAUGGGCGCUUAUACUGUUCGAUGGGCGAGGCAGCUGCCUUGGGUGCACUUAUCGUGCAGGAGGAACUCGGUGAUUAUGACGAGCUAAUACACGUGGGAGACUAUGUGUCGUCAUUGGACUUGGCUUUACGUCAAACCGAGAGUCUGGAAAAGAAGAUCAUAGAGCUGCACAAGAAGCGAAAACCUGGCCAGCACCCCUCCGUCGCCAUGGACGAAUUCAUGGGCAUCGCGCGCGGCCUAGAGACAUAUGGUAUUGAUCCGCAUCCCGUAAAGGAUCAUCGCGGCUCACUGCUCUACGUGGGCAUCAAUCAUGCGGGCAUCAGCACCUUUGUAGCUGGCAAACGGUCGCAACACUUUCGAUGGAAUGAAGUGCAUAAAAUUAACUUCGAGGGAAAAAUGUUUAUUGCGCACUUAAGCUUUACAGAUGCCAGCCGGGAGCCCAAAAAACACACAAUUGGCUUCAAGUGCCCAUCAGGACCCGCUUGCCGCUAUCUAUGGAGAUGCGCCAUCGAGCAAAUGUUAUUUUUCACAUUACCAAAUAGCCAGCAUGCAGCUGUUGUCUCUGGCGGUGGCUUUUUCUCCUGGGGCACCAAGUUCCGUUAUACGGGUCGAACUGAACGCGAGAUAUUGACUGAAAGCAUAAACGCAUUACGCGAGCAAAAAAUGACCAAUUCAACUUCGAGCAAGCGCAAAGCGAGCAGUGUACCAGCCACGCCCUCCAGUCCGCAGGGCGACCUAGCACAAAUACGCUACAGCAGUUUGCCACGUUCCACAAUGUCUGAGCCACUGGGCUGCUCCAUGGCGCCGAGCAUUCUCAUCUAUGGCCAGGACACUGGCGUCAAUGGUAGUCUGCAAAUGCCUAGCCUGGAGCCGGUUUGCGAAGAGGCGCGUCUUCGCUCCUCGAAUAUAGAUAGACUCAAUCACAUGGGUUCCGAUUUAUCCGGCUAUGCGUUCCGUGACUCCAUGGAGCAUUCGUCCACGGAGAGUGGACUCACAGCGAGCGGAUACGACGUGGCUGGAAAACCGCGUGGGAACCAGAAUGACUCCAAACAGCAUCUUUAUUAUUCAUCCAAGCAGUACUAUGCGCUGCCCAAUCCCGCCUUAAAUUCAAGCUCUUCCGUCGGUAUCGCCAGUGGGAAACAUUUAGGCAAAUUUUCGCGCACACACUCCAAUCCUAACAAUGGUGGCAAAAGUUUACGUAAAUUCCAUUUAUUACACGCCUUUAUACCAUCCGUUAUCUUUGUUGUAAUCGCAAUGGCUGGCACAGCUGUCCUCAUCAUGGAAUCAGAGCUGGAAAUGUUUGAACGCGUACGAAACUCUCCCGAAAUGCUUAGUUUGCGCUAUCAGUAUUAUCAGCCCCUAAAAGAGUUUAUCAUUGAAAAACUAGGCAAAAAAGUGUAAUUUUCAUUGACAAGACUUCGUAUAUAAACAAAUAUAUGAGUU
This is a messenger RNA of Drosophila arizonae, 2028 nucleotides long. It is a transcript of the gene Frmd5, whose product is annotated as FERM domain containing. Gene Ontology annotation, molecular function: cytoskeletal protein binding. Gene Ontology annotation, cellular component: cytoskeleton. Gene Ontology annotation, biological process: actomyosin structure organization. The record is from RefSeq and is a predicted model, not a curated record. Lineage: Eukaryota; Metazoa; Arthropoda; Insecta; Diptera; Drosophilidae.